Messenger RNA from Scatophagus argus, 4761 nucleotides. It is a transcript of the gene tlcd2, whose product is annotated as TLC domain containing 2. Bases 865 to 1590 code for a protein of 241 amino acids. Gene Ontology annotation, cellular component: plasma membrane. Gene Ontology annotation, biological process: membrane assembly; plasma membrane organization; phospholipid homeostasis. NCBI's taxonomy places the organism in Eukaryota, Metazoa, Chordata, Actinopteri, Scatophagidae. The record is from RefSeq and is a predicted model, not a curated record. The transcript is spliced from 4 exons.
AGUGUUCACUAUUUAUGAACACCGAAUCACUGAUAAGCUUAGACUGAUGGAAAAGUAGUUUUUGGUGGUGCUUUGGCUUGGUCAACAGGUGUUUCAGGCUUUCAAACAUAUGGUCGCUGUCACUCCCUUAAUCAGAUCAGGUCCAAUUAGAGCUUGAAUUUUUAUAGAUUAUUAUCAGCAUGUAUUGUAUGGUUUUGGUCAAUGGAAAACUGUAACAUACUUUUUUACAUACCGUUAAUAUGGAGUGUUUUUUGGUAUUAUUAUGGUGGAUUAUAUAACUUCCCUCUGAGAGUGUGGUAUUUCCAACAGUACUUGAAUCUAACACAACACAUGAAACGUGCUCUUGGCCGCGCCCCUUUAUAGUAGGGCGGGGAGACGCUGUUUUUGGUGUCUGUUGAUGUCGAAAAGUUACACAAGCGAGGUUUUAAAACAGGACGGUUUCACAACUGUAACCGAGGCUUCACGGCUGCUUUCAUCACCCACUGCUCCUGGUUAAACCUGUGUCCACAGAGCUUUCUUUGGGAAAUUUAUUUUAUUCUAAUUACUACUAUUAUUAUAACACAAAAAAACACCACAAACACCCAGUCUCUGUCAGCGAGAAAUUAAUUUAUAGACUGGUCCACGCCUGCUCUCUCUGGACAAUAACCGCGUUUCACAAGUGACGAGUGGAUACAAGCGGUUGGGAAAACACCGGUAUGUUAACUUGAUUGUCUCGGUCAUCGGAAACAAGAAGCCCACGACCGAAGCCUCCGCCGCGUUCAUCACCGGAAUCAGCUUUACUGGAAGCAGAUACUUGAUUACCUGAUUACACCGCGCACGUUGGGAGCAACUGAAGUGUCCAUCUACUACACACAUAUUUCAGCCAUGGAGUUGAGCGCAGUGAUUUUAACGACUGGGGGCUCCGUCGGAUUUUUCAGGCUUGUCAACGCAGGGGUCAGAAAACUCCCCAUGCCCGACUCUGCCUGCAGGAAUGCAUGGAAAUGGAGAAAUAUCUCUACAUCCUUCGUCCACAGCUUUAUCACUGCGAUAUGGGCAGUGCUUUGCUUUUUCCUUCACCCACAGAUGGCUGAAGAUUUGAUAGAAACUCACUCUGUGUUUUCUCAUACUUUGGUGUCGUUUUCGAUCGGUUACUUCAUCUGUGACUUCUUUGACAUGGUGCUGAACCAGAAACUGAGUCAGUCCUGGGAGCUUCUCUUUCAUCACUUGGUGGUGAUCACCUGUUUCGGCCUGUCUGUGCUGUCUUGUCGCUACAUUGGCUUUGCCGUGGUGGCCCUGUUGGUGGAGAUAAACUCUGUGUUCCUCCACCUCAGGCAAAUGCUGCGUAUGGCCAACAUUGCCAAAGGCACGCUGUACCGGGUCAACAGCAUAAUCAACCUGGGCACAUACGUGGUGUUCCGCAUCAACACGCUGGCCUGGAUGACCCGCUGGCUGGUUCUCAACAGGGACAAGGUGCCCCUCCUGGCCUACACACUGGGCAGCGUGGGUAUGGCCAUCAUGACGGCCAUGAAUAUCGUCCUGUUUUAUCGGAUACUCAGGAGCGACUUUUUAAAGAGCAGCACCCGGGAGACAAAGAAGGAUAAAGAGAUGUAGAGGAGAGGGGAGAACGGGACACACAAAGGAUUGGAUUCAUAAACGCACUCAUUACUGUCUGUUAACACAUCUGUGGCUGAGAUUUGAUACUGUUUUGCUUGUGUGUGAUAUACUCAAAGCUAAGAGAUGUGGGGAUCUUUUUUUAUCUCCCAUAUUGUACAGGCACACGCAUGCAGGGUGCAAACAAAUGGCCUUUUCUUCAAACACACACCACACAGCCAUUAUUCUAAAAGCCACGUUUACUUGUAGCUUUUAUAACUUUGGACUUCUGUGCAUGUGUGUGUGUGAUCCAAUGAUCCUUAAGUGCCAUUACUGCCUCACUAAUGGCAGAUGGAGGAUUUUUCAAACUAUCAGUGUAAGGCCUUGUAAAACGACUCCAAACGCCUUGUUGUCCAGGGGUGUUUAAGCUAAAUCUGUUCUAAAAUGUAACUUAUGGUUAGUGAAGAUGCACCCACUAACACUUAAAUAUAUUUCCAUAAAAAUCAUAGGAAACAAGUCCAAAAGAAUCUUAAGAAUAUAUUGAAAAAAAUAACAUUUUUGUUUGUAUAUAUUAUAUAGUCUCUCUCUAUAUAUACAAACACACACACUCACGUACUCUUGUGGUAAUUUAAAUAUAUAUCUUGUUAAUUUUUUUUCCUACCAAAUCUCCUCAACUAAAAACCACCUGCUACCUCAGGAAGUUUGUAACAGUUCUUUACCUCUUUCUAACACAAGCUUUGCUGUCAAUGAUUGGCAGGUUCUUUGUUAGAGAAGAAAAUAAAGCUUAAACAGAAAACUAUAUGUAGAGAUUAUAAAGUAUUUGUUUGUAGAGGAGGGACAUCCUGCAAACAUCAAUCCUGACUGAGGCAGGGAAUAAGGAAGUAGAGAGAAAAAUAAAUACUAAGUACACUGUCGAAUUUAAAUAACAGAUCAGAUUUUAAUUUGAUGACACAAUAUAAAAUUUAUAAACAAGUUGUUGCCAUUUUAUGAUAUUCCAAAUUGUAUUGAAACUUCUAGGAGUAACAGUUUAUAACGCAUGAACAAAUCUGUCAUAGCAGGCUUUACAUUUAUUAUAAUCACACAGUUUAACCCUACUCCUGAAAACAUCUUGUACUGUACUGUCCACCAAUCACAUCAUUGUCUGAGUAGACUCUGACUCAGUUGGCUCGCGGAUCAGCAUCCAUUCGGCCACUGCGAAUGACAUCAUUGUCCGGCAGCAGUCAGUAACGGAGGCUGUCGGACAGCUCAGCCGGCUGCUGUAUUUGUGACUUCAGUUGAAACCUGGAAAAUAACAGGAGAAGAAAACAAGCUCAACGACAGCAGACGGUGCUGCGGUACAAGCUGACAUUAAUGUUUUCAUGGUUUGUGUGUAAGUAUUCCUUUAAUGGCCCACGAUGUGCUGUCAUCUGCAGUAGGAGCUGUCAGACAGGCAGAAGUUGUUAUCCUUCAUUUAGCCAGUGGAGGACAGCCUACUCCUCAAUGUUACCUCAGUGGUCUCAGCACAGACGAGAACACGGGAAAUGUCUUUAUUUUGUAACAUCUUUGUGGAUCUGCGCCUCUUGCCUUCAAUUUAAAGUGGCCAACAAGCACAGACGGUUGCAGAGCAAUUUCUGAGGUUGGUGACGGAACAAACAGGUCUGAGAUCUGUAAAUACAGCAAACUGUUAUACACACGACUGCUAAAAGGCUGCCUGUCUUACCUUCACAUAGUAGCAUUACAGUCCUCAUAUGGCAUCAGAAUAACUGGUGCUAUUUAUGUGUUGCUUUUGUGCGUGUGUGUGUGUGUAUUCAUUGUCUGGGGGGAGUUAAAUUGCGUAUAGUCGUAAUUUAUUUGUGCUUAAAAGAAGUUGUGGAUUAAAGACAAAGUGAACACAAUGUUCAAUGAAUUUCCCUGUUGUGAAACAAUUGAUUCUGAUGUAUGAUUGUGUAAGUCAUGUUGUUGCUGCUUUGGGUCUUUUUUUUCUUUUUGUUUCCCCAGCUUAUAUCUUCAAAACCCCAAGUCCUACAAGGGCAAAUUCAGUCAUCUCAGCUUGAAAGAGUCCAUGUUCAAGCCCUAAAACCAGGCUGUCCAACCGUAUUACACAGAGAGCCACAUAUUUAGUGAACAGAUCUGAGCACACUGUACUCAGUUGGAGCUGGAGAGAAACAUAAUCUGUCGUCAGCACUUAAAUGCAGCUCAGACACACAAAAUGAACUCUUUGUCCACAUUAAAAUCAAGACACUGCUGUACUUAGGAAAUGGCACUGUUUGUAAGGAGGACAUGAUCAUUGCCGUUGUGGCUGAUUCCUAGUUACCUUUUUUUUUUUUUUUAAAGCUCCAGAGAAAUGCCCUUUUUUUCUUUAAUUUUAUGGUGAAUGUACGGUAGAUUUGAAUUUUUUUGAUUCUAUCAAAUUUUCAAAUUUGUAGGGCAGCUUUGUGAUUCUAGUGAAGACAACUGGUGACAACUGAAGUUCUUUUUAACAAGCAAGCAUAUAUUUCUGAAUGUGUUGUAUAAGGCUGUAACAUUAUUGGAUUUAUAAAUGUAUGAUAUCAGAUUUGUUCAUUGUGUUGCUGUCUUAGGGAUUGUGAUUAAACAUAGCAGCCAAGACGAGGUGCCUCCUCACAUAAAUGUCCUAAAGACACUGAGGGACCACCGGCCAAAAACAAGCUGCAGUUCUGCUCUCCACACUCCCAUUGCUGAGGGAGCGGAAGCUGUUAUUAACUCAUGUUCCUUAUCCAUACGUAGAAAACCUGGUGGCCGACUGCUUUGUUCUUCAUCUUUUUUAAUAGCUCCAUUAUUCAAAAUUGAGAAAUACUUGUUUCUUUAUCAACAAUUUGAUCAUUUCUAAACUUAUUUUUUUGUUAUGCUGAAUUAUUGUCAAUUGUUAAUUAUUAAAAAAGUGAAACUCGUUUACGCUAGUCGUCAAUUUACACUGUGCAGCCUGUUGAGGACUUAAAAUCUUCAUUAAAGAAUGAAUUAAACAUGGCAUACUGAAGCCAUGAGACCAAAUGAAGUCGUGAGAGCAAAAUCUUCUGCUUUUUGGACCAUCAAACUGUCACAUUUCACAGAAAUUUGUCUAAGAGUGUAAAUAUGACAGUUUUAUUUUUUCAUGUUUUGGCAGAGAUGGUUUUUGUAAUUGACAGACCAAUGUAUGUGUUUAUACAAUAACAUUAUUUGUUUAAAGUGAAAAUAAAGAUCAAAUGGAUAAAUGUU